CUCCAAUUUGCCUUUUCCGGUACGCGCGCUUUUGAUCUGCAGUGAAACGGCCUCUCCCGCGCUCCACUGCCUUCACGUCGCCACGCGAAACACGGCGCCCGCCCCCAGUCCUUGUCGCAACCAGUCUCGACCACAACACUCGACCAGGAUGCCUGUCGUUCCGAGCGACAAGCUGGUGUCGCUGCAGCAGGCGGCUGAUGGCAUCAGGAACAUUUGCAUCCUAGCUCACGUGGACCAUGGCAAGACGUCCCUCACCGAUGCCCUCAUAGCCACCAAUGGCAUCAUCUCCCCCAAACUCGCUGGCAAGAUCCGCUACCUCGACUCGAGACCCGACGAGCAGUUGCGCGGCAUCACCAUGGAGUCGUCCGCCAUCUCGCUAUACUUUUCCCUGCUGCGACGCUCCGCGCCCGACGCACAGCCAGAGCCCAAGGAAUUCCUCAUAAACCUUAUAGACUCGCCGGGACACAUAGACUUCAGCUACGAGGUCUCUACCGCAUCACGUCUCUGCGAUGGCGCUGUCGUGCUUGUAGACGCCGUAGAGGGCGUGUGUAGUCAGACUGUCACAGUGCUGCGACAGUCGUGGAUAGAGAAGCUGAAGCCUUUGCUCGUCAUUAACAAAAUGGACAGGCUAAUCACAGAACUCAAGAUGAGCCCUGGAGAGGCAUACACACAUCUGAGCAAGCUGCUCGAACAGGUAAACGCCGUCAUGGGCAGCUUCUACCAAGGCGAGCGCAUGGAGGACGACCUCCGAUGGCGCGAGAAGAUGGAAGAGAGACUAAACGCUGCAGCUGAGAAUACUGACACACGAUCCUCAUCCAUACCAGAGAACGGUGAAAGCAUCGAUACCACGAGCACACCCGCCGAGUACGAGGAGAAGGACGACGAAGACAUCUACUUUGCCCCAGAGAAGAACAACGUCAUCUUCGGUAGUGCCAUCGACGGCUGGGCAUUCACGGUAAGACAGUUCGCCAGCCUGUACGAGAAGAAACUAGGCAUCAAGCGCUCCAUUCUCGAAAAGGUACUAUGGGGCGACUUUUACCUAGACCCCAAGACGAAGCGCGUACUCAGCUCCAAGCAUCUCAAGGGUCGCCAUCUUAAGCCCAUGUUCGUCCAGCUCGUCCUAGAUAACGUGUGGGCCGUAUACGAGGCCACUACGGGAGGUAACAACGGGAAGGGAGAUCCUGCUAUGGUCGAGAAGAUUACCAAGUCACUCAACCUUAACGUUCCAGCACAUAUCAUGCGUUCUCGCGACCCGCGCGCACUCCUAAUGGCACUCUUCGCAGCUUGGCUUCCACUAUCAACCGCCCUCUUAGUUUCAGUCACCGAAUAUCUACCCGCCCCCUCCAAAGCGCAAGCCGAACGCAUGCCCGAAAUCAUCGAUAGCUCGCCAGGUGCCGAUUACGUUGCACCAGAAGUGCGCGACGCCAUGACCAACUUCAAGGCCUCCAAGGAUGACCCUGUCGUAGCCUAUGUCAGCAAGAUGAUCUCAGUGCCUUCUAGCGAACUACCUCAGAACAAGCGAAGAGGUGGCGCACUCACAGCUGAAGAGGCAAGGGAGAUGGGACGGAAGAAGAGGGCAGAGAUUGCCCGGCAGCAGGCUAUCGCCAACGGCGAGGACGCUGACAUCGGUGGAGUCACAGACGCAUUAAGUUCUGCUGCUAUUGGAGAAACCGAGACGCCUGUAGAAGAGACACCAGUGCCCGACGUAGAAGCCGAACACCUCAUCGGAUUCGCACGUAUCUUUUCUGGUACCUUGAGUGUUGGCGACGAAGUGUACGUUCUUGGCCCUAAAUUCACCCCCGCGAACCCACACGCCUCUCCGGAGCCACAAAAGGUCAAAAUCACUGCGCUGUACCUGAUGAUGGGUCGCGGUUUGGAGCCAUUGACCUCGGUGCCUGCCGGUGUCGUCUUUGGCAUUGGUGGACUCGAGGGCCACAUCCUAAAGUCCGGCACUCUCUGCUCCCAGCUUCCUGGAUCCGCCAAUCUUGCUGGUAUUCAGAUGGGCUCAGAACCUAUUGUGCGCGUUGCGCUCGAGCCUGAAAACCCAUAUGAUCUAGACAAGAUGAUCAAGGGCUUGAAGCUACUUGUCCAGAGCGAUCCAUGUGCUGAAUACGAGCAACUGCCUAGCGGAGAACAUGUCAUCUUAACAGCUGGCGAAUUGCAUCUUGAGCGAUGUCUGAAGGAUCUUCAAGAGCGAUUUGCAAAGUGCGAAAUCCAGGCUGGCGAACCCAUUGUGCCAUACCGAGAGUCAAUAGUGGCUGCAACCGAGAUGAACCCACCCAAAGACCCUAAUCUACCACGAGGAACAGUCAUUGGCGAGACUGCUAGCAAGCAUGUUUCUGUUCGCUUACGAGUUCGCCCACUACCAGCCAGUGUGACAGAAUUUCUGGGCAAGAACGCGGGUGCGAUCAAGAAGUUGUACUCGGAGCGACGAGCCGAAGACGAAGGAGAGCAUCGCGUGCACGGUGCUGAGGAUGAUGGCAUACAAGAGGCUGAACAACGCGAGAUUGGACAAAGUCUGAACUUUGACGAAUUUAAGAAGCAGCUCAAGGAGGCAUUCGCCGAGGCCAAGGGACAGAAAGAGAUCUGGACCGACGUGAUUGAAAAGAUUACAGCCUUUGGUCCUCGGAGAAUAGGACCAAAUAUCUUGGUCGACGCGACCAAGGACGGUAUCUGUGGCAGGGCACUCCGCGAGUCAUCUUCUCCAGAUGUUGACGCGGACCAUACCGCCGACCGCACUAUAUCCGCACGCACCUUCUCCUCUACAAUCUCCUACGCCUUCCAGCUCGCCACUGCGCAAGGUCCCUGCUGUGCCGAGCCUGUUCAAGGCAUCGCCGUCUUUCUCGAGGACGUCAUCCUCAACAUCCCCGACGAUGAGAGCGCACAAGAUCGCGGUCGCUUGACUGGUGAAGUCAUCAAGGCUGUACGUUCCUCCAUUCACCAAGGCUUCCUGGACUGGUCACCUCGUAUGCUUCUGGCAAUGUACAGCUGCGAAAUUCAAGCUUCCACCGAUGUUCUCGGCCGUGUCUACGCCGUUUUAACGCGUCGUCGUGGAACUAUUCUUUCUGAAACCCUGUCCUCUACUUCCUCUGCUUCAACCACUGGCUCGCAGACCUUUACCAUCAACGCACUUCUUCCCGUUGCCGAGUCCUUUGGCUUCAGCGACGAGAUCCGGAAGCGCAGUUCCGGUUCCGCGAGCCCGCAGUUGAGGUUCGCUGGUUUUGAGAUGCUGGAUGAAGAUCCCUUCUGGGUCCCUUUCACGGAAGAUGAGCUUGAGGAUUUGGGUGAGCUGGCCGAUCGAGAGAACGUUGCCAAGAGAUACGUAGAUAAGGUCAGGAGGAGGAAGGGACUUCGGGUUGCGGGUGAAAAGGUGGUCGUUGAUGCCGAGAAGCAGAAGACAUUGAAGAGAUAGUCUCGUUGUGGAGUAUAUGAGGCGGAAAGUGUGAAACUAAAGAAAGAAACUAGAGGAUAUGGUAGAGAAAAUUCAAUGAUAAUGAACUCCAAUGCCAC
This is a messenger RNA of Alternaria alternata, 3510 nucleotides long. Its product is annotated as elongation factor 2. Gene Ontology annotation, molecular function: GTP binding; ribosome binding; GTPase activity. NCBI's taxonomy places the organism in Eukaryota, Fungi, Ascomycota, Dothideomycetes, Pleosporales, Pleosporaceae. The transcript is spliced from 4 exons. Gene Ontology annotation, cellular component: cytosol; ribonucleoprotein complex. Gene Ontology annotation, biological process: cytosolic ribosome assembly. The record is from RefSeq and is a predicted model, not a curated record. Bases 149 to 3412 code for a protein of 1087 amino acids.